AUGUUUCGAGAGAGAAAUCAGGUUCCAAUUGGAGUAAUGACAACGAGCGCCGGUGCAGCUAUUACUUAUUCUGAAGCGAAUAACACAUUAAAUUCAAGAUUGGUAUAUAAUGACUACUUCAUGGAAUCUAUAUCCCACGUUGUGCGUGAAAGAAUUCCUGAACGGGUUCUUCACUCUAAAGGUACUGGAGCAUUUGGUCACUUUACAGUAACGCAUAAUAUAUCUGCUAUAUGUAGAGCCAAGUUGUUUAGCGAAGAUGGCAAAAAAACACCAAUCGCUGUUAGAUUUUCUCUCAGCACGAGUGAAAAAGACGGUAGUGAUACAUUUAGAGACACCCGAGGCUUCGCUGUUAAAUUCUAUACGGAGGAAGGAAACUUUGACUUACUGAGCGUCAGCUUUCCAGUUUUCGCAGUUAAAGAUCCAAUACUUUUUCAAUCUUUUUGCCGUUCACAGUCAAGAAAUCCGACAACUAACCUUCGUGAUCCUAACAUGUUUUGGGACUUCGUAACUUUAAACCCUUCUACUUUUCUUUUUUUUUUAUAUAUUUUUGGAGACACCGGUGUUAUAAACAGCUAUCGUCAUAUGCCUGGCUAUGCUGUACACACUUUUCAAGUUGAAAAUGAUAAAGGUGAAACAUAUUUUAUCAAAUUUCAUAUUACACCAGACUCUGGCAUCAAAACCUUUACAUCAGAACAAGCUAGAACAAUUGAAGAAGUUGAUUUUGAUUAUAACAGAAGAGAUUUAUACAAUGCCAUAGAAGCAGAAAACUUUCCGGUUUGGACUCUUAGUAUCCAGGUGUUGACAUUAGAAGAUGUAAAUAAAAUUGGAUCGAAAGCUUUUGAUGUAACAAGAAUAUUACCAAUAGAUGAAUAUCCUUUGAUGCCAAUAGGUAAAAUUGAACUAAAUAGAAACCCUCAAAAUAGCUUUGCUCAAAUAGAACAGAUGGCUAUGAAUCCAGGUAAUCUAGUAGACGGUAUUCUUGGUGGACCAGAUACAUUUUUUCAAGCUCGUUUGAUAUUUUACAGAGAUGCUCAAUUGUACCGAUUAGGUGCAAACUACAACAAUAUUCGCGUAAACUGUCCCUUUCAGACAAGACCGUUAGUUUAUAACAGAGACGGUAGACCUCCACUUGGUGAUAAUGAAAAUGAUAUUCCUAAUUAUUAUCCAAACUCAUUUAAUGGACCUGUUCCAUAUAGUGCCAAUAAAAGGCAGUCAUUAAUAAAAAUUAAAGAAGAAAACCCCUAUAAUUUUGAUCAAGCAAGUGACUUGUAUGUAAGUUUGAGCAAUGAAGAAAGAAACAGGUUGAUAGAGACAAUGCUUUCCAGUCUAAGACCUGCAGUUUCGUUCAUUCAACAAAAGGCAAUUAAAAUAUUUAAGACCAUACAUCCAGAUUUAGGUAGACGGGUGGAGCAAGGAUUAUUGGCCAAUAGAACUAAUGAUGAUUUUGUUUAA
Molecule: messenger RNA, 1452 nt
Organism: Pararge aegeria (speckled wood butterfly)
Lineage: Eukaryota; Metazoa; Arthropoda; Insecta; Lepidoptera; Nymphalidae
Product: catalase-like
Exons: 2
Coding region: 1-1452 (483 amino acids)
Biological process (GO): hydrogen peroxide catabolic process; response to hydrogen peroxide
Cellular component (GO): peroxisome; mitochondrion; cytoplasm
Molecular function (GO): heme binding; catalase activity
Source: RefSeq, a predicted model, not a curated record